Molecule: messenger RNA, 2649 nt
Organism: Quercus lobata
Lineage: Eukaryota; Viridiplantae; Streptophyta; Magnoliopsida; Fagales; Fagaceae
Product: pentatricopeptide repeat-containing protein At1g66345, mitochondrial-like
Exons: 3
Coding region: 480-2132 (550 amino acids)
Molecular function (GO): protein binding
Source: RefSeq, a predicted model, not a curated record
GUGUGAUUGUUUGUGGUGCCAGCAGUAAAUUCCUAGUCUACUCCUCUGAAGUCAAAUCCAUUCUGGGUAACAACCAGCAGCUGCUGACUCUACUUGAAGUGGCCAAUGAUAGCAAAUGGAGAGAGUAUGGUAUUGCCUGUAACAAGCUCCCUCCUUGGUUUCUGCUUUUGGUUGGUACAUUACUCUGCUUCUUGUGUUUCUAAUUCUUGGGGAUUUGGUGUGCUCUGGCUCUCUGUUAGCCAGAUGUCAGACUGUUCAGAACUUGCCUUACUGGUUGGUGAUUGGUUUGUGUACUAUUAGAGGAAAGAGCAAUACUGUAGUGCAUUCUCCGUCUUGCCAUUACUUUUUCAUCAUAACAGAAAUCAAACUUUGAUGUUUUGGUUAUCUGUUAGUUUUUGCCAGAUGCUGUGAAUCUAAGUGGUGUUUGCCCAAGAGACAUAAAAAAAUUGCCACUUAAUUGAAUCCAUGAUAGCAAAAUCAUGCUUUCAGUGCGUCGAAUUAUACCAUCCUUGGUUUCCAUAUCAGUCAAGAAUUCCAGUAGCCUAUGUGUUCAUAGUCCUCUUUCAGUGGUAGCUAAAUUCAUUCAUGGUUGUACAGAAGCAAACAUUGAUACCGUAGUCAAUUCCAUAUGUGGUUCAUUCAGGAAGGGCUGUAAUUGGGACAUUCUGGCUCAAAAUUUUGAUUCUGUUCGCUUAAAUGAUUUGAUUGUUGAGAAGGUACUGCUGGAAUUAAAGGAACCAACUGAUGCAAAACGGGCUCUGGCUUUCUUCCAUUGGUCAGCACAAAGGAAAAAGUUUGAACAUGGGAAUUGGUCUUAUUGUAUCACAAUUCAUAUUUUGGUUCAAGCACGACUGCUUACGGAUGCUCGAGCAUUGCUUGAAUCAGUUUUGAAAAAAAAUGCAGGGAGCCAUUUGAGAUUUUCAGUUGUGGAUUCUCUACUUAGCAGUUACAAGAUUACAGUUUCAACUCCAUUUGUGUUUGAUUUGUUAGUACAGGCUUAUGCUAAACUCAGAAUGUUUGAGAUUGCUUUUGAUGUCUGCCGCUAUUUGGAAGAACAUGGCUUCUCUUCAAGCCUUAUAAGUUUCAAUACUUUAAUUCAUGUUGUUCAAAAAUCUGAUCAAGUCCCUCUAGUUUGGAAGAUUUAUGAGCAUAUGAUUCAAAAUAGAACGUAUCCAAAUGAAGUAACAAUCCGAACGAUGAUAAGUGCAUUGUGCAAGGAAGGGCAUUUGCAGAAAUAUGUCGACAUAUUGGACCAGAUCCAUGGUAAGAGAUGCUCUCCUUCAGUGAUUGUUAAUACCAGUUUAAUCUUAAAGAUUUUAGAGGAGGGAAGAAUUGAAGAUGGUAUGGUAUUAUUGAAGAGAAUGUUGCAAAGGAGUAUGAUUCUUGAUACAAUUGUUUAUUCACUAAUUAUUCAUGCUAAAGUAAAACUUGGGAAUUUGGAAUCAGCGUGGAAAGUGUAUGAAGAAAUGCUAAAUAGAGGUUUCCAAGCAAAUCCUUACAUCUAUACUUUGUUUAUAGGAGUCCAUUGUAAAGAGGGAAGAAUAGCAGAAGCACAUUGCCUAAUGAAGGAGAUGGAAGAUCUGGGUUUGAAGCCGUAUAGUGAAUGUUUUGAUCUUCUCAUUGAGGGGUGUGCUAAAGCAGGAAAAUUGGAAGAGAGUUUAAUGAAUUGUGAGAAAAUGUUGGAGAGGAGACUUGUUCCUAGUUGUUGGGCUUUCAAUGAGAUGGUAGGAAAGCUCAGUGAAAAUGGGAAUGUGGAGCAGGCCAAUGCAGUGUUAACUAUUUUGUUAGAUAAAGGAUUCCUGCCUGACGAGAUUACAUACUCUCAUCUGAUUGAGGGUUAUGGCAAAAAAGGUGAGUUUCAUGAAGUUGUCAAACUCUACUAUGAAAUUGAAAACAGAUCACUGUCUCCUGGAUUAUCGGUCUAUGUGUCAAUGAUCAGGAGCCUUUGCCUAUCUGGGAAAGUGGAGGAAGCAGAAAAAUAUUUGAGGAUUAUGAAAGAACGUUCACUGGCCCCAACUGCGUGCAUUUACGAGACAUUGAUUGCAAGCCACUCUAAAAAAGGUGAUAGAACAAGGGCUCUUCACCUUCAGGAUGAAAUGUUUUCACAAGGACUGAAGCCUAGUUGUUCGUAGCUUUCUGGUUAAAGUGCAGAGAACAUUGAAGACUAGUGUCCACUCAGGAUACAGAGUAACUCCUAUUGACUUUAAAAAGCUAGCUUUAGCGAUUCUUAAACUAUACUGCUGACCUGGAUCCGAAUUGCACCAGCUCAAGUUGUUCAUGUAAGUACUACAGGUGGAAAGGAUUCCAUACACAGAGAACGCUAAUAAACGCAGGAAGGAUGGUUUUGUCAGUACCUGAUUGGGCUUGUGCUGAGUCUGCUGACCACACAUAUGCACACACACAAAUAGAUGAUUCUGAGUCCAGAUAGGUGCUGAUCAUCCUAUAACUUUUUGCUCUUUUCUAUGAUCUCUGUCCAUGUAAUUCUUUUAUCAUAAUUUAGUGGAUUCAGUUUUGCAAGGCAAUGGAUCUUAUUAUCUAUUGGUGCUAAUCAUGUAAUUUGAUACUAAGAAAUGGUGAUCCUUUACUGAUUGAUUUAGUGGCCUGAAAAAAAAGAAGAAAGAAGAAAUAAUAAAACACGCUUUGGUUAUA